ACAUCAAUACUCGAUGUGUUCACAAAUUACAUCGAUGAAAUGUCGGUAUAUUUUCAUUACCUGGCAACCCUGCUGUUUGCAUAUUUGCAAGUUGCUUGUGUUCUUAAAUUUCUUAAAUUGCACCAAAAUAAACGAGUGUGUAAUAAUAACAGGGGCAAAUGAAAAUUAAUAACAAAUACGAGUUCGACGACGACGUCGCAUCAAUAUGCGAGUCGACGGCUGCAUUGACCGAGGGCUGCCGCCUGCCGGUGCGUAUGCACAAGACGGAUGACUGGCCCCUGGCAGAGAUCGUUAGCAUCAAGGAGCUGGACGGUCGGCGUCAGUUUUAUGUCCACUAUGUAGACUUCAACAAGCGCCUGGACGAAUGGGUCAACGAGGAAGAUCUGUACACCAGAAAGGUGCAGUUUCCCCGUCGCGAUGGUUCUCAGACUGGCACCAGCACGGGCGUAACAACUCCGCAGCGCCAUCACUCUCUGGCCGGUAGUGUGUCACGUCCCACUUCGCCCCAGCAUCCGGGCAUUGGAAUCAGCUCCGCAGGGGCUGCUGGCAUUGGCAGUGCCGGUGCCGGUGGUGGUGGCGGCGGCGUUGGCGUUGGCGUUACCGUUGGCGUUGGCGUUACCGUUGGCGGCAGUGUCACUGGUAGUGGAGGAGCUAACGUUGCAGGAGGCGUAGUCAGCGGUGCCGUAGUGACUACAGGUGGCACCGUAGGCGGUGGAGAGUUGGUCAACGGCAACAAUGUCCUGGCUGCUGCUCUGCAGAAGCGUUUUAAUAGGAGGCGCAGGGUUCACGGCAACACCCAUGGCCACCACAUUCCGUCGCAACAGCCGCCGCAUCCACAAACACCAAACGCUCAGGUUGCCACACCUUUGCAUGUGACAGGUGAUGGUCUGAUUCCUACAGCACCCAUUGAAGAUGGCGAUGGGUCGCAGGAAGGAAAGAUUCCCACGCCCAGGCAGUCGGGCAGCAUGGUAACACACCAGGACGAUGUGGUCACUCGCAUGAAGAACGUGGAAAUGAUCGAGCUGGGCCGCCACCGCAUUAAGCCCUGGUACUUCUCGCCCUAUCCCCAGGAGCUCUGCCAGAUGCCAUGCAUCUACAUCUGUGAGUUUUGCCUCAAGUAUUGCAAGAGUCGCAAGUGCCUGGAGCGUCAUCUCUCCAAAUGCAAUCUUCGUCAUCCGCCGGGCAAUGAGAUUUACCGCAAGCAGACCAUCUCCUUCUUCGAAAUCGAUGGACGCAAAAACAAGGUGUACGCACAGAAUCUCUGCUUGCUGGCCAAGCUGUUCUUGGACCACAAGACGCUCUACUACGACACAGAUCCAUUUCUGUUCUACAUUAUGACUGAAUUCGAUUCGCGCGGCUUCCACAUUGUCGGCUAUUUCUCCAAGGAAAAGGAAAGCACCGAGGACUACAACGUGGCCUGCAUAUUGACAAUGCCGCCGUAUCAGCGCAAAGGCUAUGGCAAGCUGCUCAUCGAGUUCAGCUACGAGCUGUCCAAGUUCGAAGGCAAGACAGGCUCGCCAGAGAAGCCGCUGUCCGACCUGGGACUGCUCUCAUAUCGCUCAUAUUGGGCCCAGACAAUACUGGAGAUAUUCAUUAGUCAGAAUCCAAGCACUGAAGGCGAGAAGCCAACCAUAACGAUCAACGACAUUUGCGAGUGUACUUCGAUCAAGAAGGAGGACGUGAUCUCAACAUUGCAAAACCUUAAUCUCAUCAACUACUAUAAGGGGCAGUAUAUAGUCUGCAUCAAUCGUGACACCAUCGAGCAGCAUCAUCGCGCCAUGGAGAAACGCAAAAUUCGCAUCGACUCCAAGUGCCUGCACUGGACCCCCAAGGAUUGGUCCAAGCGCUCCAAAUGAUGGCCUGCUAUUGCUAUUAACCCAGCCACAGCGUGGUCGCUUGAGCCGGCUACCCGCCGCAGGACUGACCUGACCAGUGCUGGCAUGCCCCGAGCCCCGCAAGAGACUAACUGGAAGCCUUGUAGUUCGUAAAUAAUAGUUUUUAUCUGUUACGCUUUUAAUAAUGUACAAAGAAUCCAUGUAUUCCAAAUAUAUUUAUGACGAAUCAA
Molecule: messenger RNA, 2065 nt
Organism: Drosophila miranda
Lineage: Eukaryota; Metazoa; Arthropoda; Insecta; Diptera; Drosophilidae
Gene: Tip60
Product: histone acetyltransferase Tip60
Exons: 5
Coding region: 159-1856 (565 amino acids)
Biological process (GO): regulation of DNA-templated transcription
Molecular function (GO): histone acetyltransferase activity
Source: RefSeq, a predicted model, not a curated record